UCAAAAAAACCAUAAAGAUACUAAAAAGAGUGUGAUAUUGGUUUGCAAGACAAAAGAAUUUUAUGUCGAAAUUCUGCCUUGGCUAUGGAUUGUAAAUUUGUUGUAUAUAAUGCGGCUCGAGACAAUAACUUAUCGCAGUUGAAGCAUACCCUCUCCAACAGAUCAGAGUCAGAAACAAAGAUGCUUAUAUCUGCGAGAGUUAACGGAGCAACACCAUUAGUAAUUGCCUGCCGAAAUGGUCACUAUAACAUUGUAGAGUAUUUGCUAAAACGACACGCCAAUGUUGAGCAAGUGGGUUCCGUGAGUUUUGAUGGUGAGCCAAUUGAGGAUGCGCCACCGCUAUGGUGCGCCGCAGCAGCUGGUCAUUAUGGUAUUGUAAAGCUCCUUGUUCAUCAUGGGGCAAAUGUAAAUAGUACCACCCGCACUAACUCUACACCACUCCGCGCUGCUUGUUUUGAUGGACAUUUUGAUAUUGUCAAGUUCCUGGUGACCAAUGGUGCAGAUUUUGAAGUGGCAAAUCGACAUGGACAUACAUGCUUAAUGAUUGCAUGCUACAAAGGUCAUUACAAGAUCGCUCAGUAUCUAUUAACUUUAAAUGCAGAUGUGAAUCGGUGUAGUAUAAAAGGAAAUACAGCUUUGCAUGACUGCGCAGAAUCUGGUUCACUCGAGAUUUUGCAAUUGUUGUUAAAACAUGGCGCAACAAUGGAUGUCGACUAUUACGGUAUGACGCCACUUUUGGCCGCGAGUGUGACGGGGCAUUUGCCAAUUGUGGAACAUCUUAUUACCUUGGCCUGCGUUAGUAGAAAAAGUCGCAUCGAUGCUUUAGAACUCUUGGGUGCAACAUACGUAGAUAAAAAACGUGACAUGAUCAGUGCUUUGUCCUUGUGGCGAAGGGCAAUGGAAGAUCGAAAUCAAGAACCUAAAAUACCAAAAACUGUCAGCGAACCAAUUGCAGCUUAUGAAUAUGUAUCAGAAGUGAAAACAAUAGAAGGACUCGAAGAGUUAGUACUAGAUCCCGAUGAAAUGCGAAUGCAAGCUUUAGUUAUACGACAGCGAAUUUUAGGUCCUACACAUCCUGAUACAAGCUAUUACAUACGUUUCAGAGGAGCGCAUUAUGCAGACGCUGGACGUUUUGAUCGUUGUAUUGAGUUAUGGACAUAUGCUUUGACGAUGCAGCAGAAAAUUUUACAACCUCUCAGCCCAAUGACCCAAUCAUCUUUGUUAUCAUUUGCGGAACUGUUUAGUUUUAUGCUUGUUGAGGCCGGUCGUUUAUUGCCUCGCGGUCGCAUUGUUCCUCCAAUUGAAGCCAGAGAUAUGUUGCUGAUAUUUAAUAAGGCUGUUCUAGAAGUGGAGCGAGGCCUUAAAUGGACUAUAGAACAGGAAAAAAAUCCGGCCAUAGUACCAUCAAUACAUGAUUGUAAUCACGAUCCAAACGCGCUGAGUCGCGCCUUAGUAAGCGCUUUACAUAUUGGUUGUUUAUUGGCUUCCCUUGAAGAAGAUGAAAAUUUCUGCCCAAAUAUGCGCAAACAAAUUUUAUAUUCUUUGUACAAGUUGAAUCGGCUUAAAGUGUCUGUUCGAUCGGGACGAACAGCUCUACACUACGCUUGUUACCGAGAAGGAACGCUUGUCGGUCGUUAUCCAGCUUGUCAGUUUCCUUCCCCAGCACUAGCUAAAGCUCUACUCGAAGUUGGAGCUGACCCAAAUGCUAGGGAUGAUGCAGGAAACUCUCCUUUGCAUUUGGCUGCAACAGCGCAACAAUGUCCUCGAACGCUUUCAAAAGUUCUUUUAAAACAUGGCGCGCAUCUGGAUGCCAAAAAUGAUGCCGGCGAAACCUUUGAAUCAUUAUUGAAACCCAGGAAAAUACAUGAAGUCGUCAAUCCAUUGAAAUAUACCACUCUGGCUUGUUUGGCUGCACGAGCCAUACAAAAACAUCGAAUUAAAUAUACGAACAUUGUGCCUCCAUCGCUUUAUACUUUUAUUGAAAUUCAUUAAUUGCUGUAAAGCGUCAAUACCGCGAUGAGUAAUGGUAUAUUGAACGCUUGUAGUGUGGAUGACCAUUAACCAAGUGGCAAAUGAUCGAGGUUAUAAAUAAUUUGUGAUCGUUUUUUCAAAUUUGAUUUAAUCUUAUUUUACAUGUAUAUUGCUUACUCGAGUGACAUAUAAGGAAACAUUUAAGUUAAUUCUACUAACGUUCAUGUUUAUUUUCUUUUUCUUUCAUAUUUGCACUGAUAAAUAUAAUGUAACAAAAUACAGUAGACUUUAGAGGGUUCAAUGUUAA
Bactrocera dorsalis (oriental fruit fly) is the source of this 2278-nucleotide messenger RNA. Its product is annotated as protein fem-1 homolog CG6966. Lineage: Eukaryota; Metazoa; Arthropoda; Insecta; Diptera; Tephritidae. The record is from RefSeq and is a predicted model, not a curated record. Gene Ontology annotation, molecular function: protein binding. Bases 85 to 1992 code for a protein of 635 amino acids. The transcript is spliced from 6 exons.